Molecule: messenger RNA, 2332 nt
Organism: Diprion similis
Lineage: Eukaryota; Metazoa; Arthropoda; Insecta; Hymenoptera; Diprionidae
Product: carbonyl reductase [NADPH] 3-like
Exons: 5
Coding region: 95-1069 (324 amino acids)
Molecular function (GO): carbonyl reductase (NADPH) activity
Source: RefSeq, a predicted model, not a curated record
CAAAUGGAAAAGGUAGACAAUAAAAAGCAUAAUAACAGUCGCCCGGAACUCAUUUAUCUCUAAAUGCUGAUAAUGGAUUUAGCAUGACAAUUUAAUGAAUCACUUUAUAAAUUCGUUAUGUGCAAUCUCAGAGACUCUUGUCAGUGGUUUCAGACAGCUCCUACUCAUCAGUUCUAAUCGUUGGACAAGUAAAAAUUUUCACUUAUUUGCUAACGGUCAUAUGAUGUCGCGCGUAGCAGUGGUAACUGGCGGGAACAAAGGGAUUGGUUUUGCAAUCGUAAAAGGUCUGUGCGAGCAGUUUGAUGGGAUAGUUUAUCUGACUGCAAGAAACGAGGCUAAAGGUCAAGCUGCAGUUGAAGAGCUCAAAAAACUUGGUCUUCAACCAAGAUUCCAUCAACUUGACGUCACUGAUGACUCCAGUGUCGAUACAUUCAAACGGUAUCUCAGCAACGCUCAUGGAGGACUCGAUGUACUCGUUAACAAUGCUGCAAUUGCCUUCAAGCACACUUCGGUAGACCCGUUUUCUCACCAAGCAUCAGAGACUAUAAAAGUGAAUUACUUUGGCUUGGUGAGAGUUUGUAAGGCACUAUUUCCACUACUGAGAGACCACGCUAGAGUUGUCAAUCUCAACAGCAGCUCUGGACACCUGUCGCGAAUACCCAAAGACGAGUUAAAGGCUCGACUUGCAAGUCUGAUGCUCACUGAGGAUGACCUCAGCCAAAUCAUGAGAGAUUUUGUUAAAGCAGCACAGACUAAUACCCACGGCGAAUUGGGAUGGGCCAACAAUGCUUAUUCAGCUAGCAAGGUAGCUGUGUCCGCUCUCACUUGUAUUCAACAAAGGGCAUUUGACGAAGAUGCCAGAAAAGACAUAGCUGUAAAUUCUGUACAUCCUGGUCUUGUCGAGACGGACAUGACAAGCCACAGAGCACAUUUAACUCCUGAAAGAGGUGCACGAGCUCCCCUAUACCUGGCGCUCCUGACGGAGAAUACGAAUAUCAAAGGAAAAUACGUUUGGCACAAUAAUAUUAUAGUUGAUUGGAUUAAUGAUCCCUUGCCCGGUCCUUACUAGACGACUGUUGUUAUUCUCUGCAAUGUUACUGUAGACAUUUUUGAUAGAAAUCAAAAUGUUUACUUACUAAUUUUUCGCACAUAAGCACUGUGCGCGAAUCAGUGCUUGUAAAUUAAAUUAACAGGAUGAAGAUGGCGUAUUGAUUUUGUCGAUAUCAUCUGAAGUAAUAAACGAGUAUUUAUUACUGAUUCUGAAAAUUAUUUCGACCUGAGCUUCUGUCAACUGAUAAAGAUGCGUGAUAAAGUAUGAAUUAAGCUGAAGCUAAUCUAGUCAUCUUUCGUAUUUCCUCUUAUCGUGGUUACAAGACUUGUAGUUACAGUAAGGGUAUUAGUGGUAUCGAAAAUUUGUAACGUACAGGUAUUGAUUAAUUUUGGAAAGUUGAGAGCAUGAAUAAUCAUGCACAAGAUCUGUAACGAUUGUCACAUUGCAGUAGUUACUAUUCCAUGAUUAUGCAUAAGCCAACAAGUAUUAUUAUCAAAUGCUGUAAUAUGUUUUAUUUCGUAUCUUGGAGCAUUUACACAGUAAGCUAUGUUAUGUUUAUUUCAAGUGUUUAUCGAAGUAGUCUAUGGAUAUAAUUGACAAUAGAAGGCGUCACAAGGUAUAUGUCGAUUUAUUAUUUAAAAAAAGUUGAAAACUUUCAUAAAGAGCAAAUGAACUUCUAUGUGUAAAAAUAUAAAAAUCCGUUGGUCAGGCAGCUGGUCUGGGACCAUUGGCCCAAUCAACAAGAGUGUUAUCGUGCCAGAUGUAUUUUCCUUUAAUCUCAGUGUUUUGUGGUAAUAGUGCAGCGUAAAGCGAAGAUUGGGAUCCCCUUUCGGGAGUGAAAGUACCCAUGUGGUCGGUCAGGUCGGUAUUCACAUAUCCUGGAUGGACCGCAUUUACUACAAGAUCUUCUUUGGCAUUUGCAUUAAAUGCUUUUUGUUGAAUCCCAGUCAAAGCAGAAACACCAACUUUGCUUACCAUGUAUGGGUUGUCUGGCCAUCCUGAAGCUUGAUAAUUAUUCCUUUUUGUGGCCCUGUAAACAAUUUGGAAUUAAUGCCAAAUUCCGAUUCAAAUGAGUCUGCUAUUCAUUCCAUUGAUCAUAACGCACUCUACGAAAUCUCUCAUAAUCUGGUUCAGUCCUUCUUCCGUAAGCUCAGAGUUAGAGAAUCGGGCUCUGAUUUCAUUGCCUGGUAUUAAGGGUAGACGUCCGAAAGCACUGGACACGUGAACAACUCUGGCGUGGGGUCUCAACAGUGGGAAUAGAGCCUUGGAAACUCUCAAUAA